Messenger RNA from Caenorhabditis sp. 36 PRJEB53466, 690 nucleotides. The record is from the annotation of a GenBank genome assembly. Lineage: Eukaryota; Metazoa; Nematoda; Chromadorea; Rhabditida; Rhabditidae.
AUGGCAAAAAAGAAACUAACGGAGGAAGAACUGCUGAUUGCAUUCGAUCGAUACAUGCCCAAACGCCACGUUUAUCCGCCGCUGGUCGAGGACGGCGAUGUGCUCUCCAACGCAAACACCGAGUCAGAAGGGAGCGACGAUGAAAAAGUGGAAGUGACGUUAGUUUCAGUUUCAGUUUUCUUAAAUGUUUAGUAUUUAAAUAAAAAAAUGUGUUUGAGAGCAGAUUCUCUAGUCUCGAUUGCUCAAAACCUUUUUUGCAGUGAUCAGAUGGUCUUGUUCAUGGAGUUCGCAGCUUCCAUGACUCCGGAAUGCAAGAAAGCGUGGCAAGGAUUUCAGUGCAAAUUGCCGGAGAAGUACGUGACGGAUAACGUCCGUAUGGUGCUGGAAAGUGCGCUCAACAAACUGAUCAACCUCAAAACGAAGCCGAAGAACCCGAUCGAGUGGCUUGGAUUCCAAUUGCUGAACAUGAACGUUCAGAGAGAGUCGCACCAGAAAAGAAGAAAGACCAGCGGCGACCACUUGGUGAAGCCAAUGGGCGAUCAGAGAGACUUCACGCUCAACCUUUUCAUGGAGAUUCUGGACUAUUCGGAGAGCCGUGAGCCUGUGAUUCCGAUGUUCCAUCUGCCAGUCGACUCGGUCAUCAAACGUGCUCCUCCGGCGCCGAAAAGAAAGCACCCGACAACUUCAUAG